Molecule: messenger RNA, 1696 nt
Organism: Agrilus planipennis (emerald ash borer)
Lineage: Eukaryota; Metazoa; Arthropoda; Insecta; Coleoptera; Buprestidae
Product: facilitated trehalose transporter Tret1-like
Exons: 3
Coding region: 76-1515 (479 amino acids)
Biological process (GO): transmembrane transport
Cellular component (GO): membrane
Molecular function (GO): transmembrane transporter activity
Source: RefSeq, a predicted model, not a curated record
UUUUUUGCCAUUUUAAAUUUUUAAUUUGCUUCACUGGAUUUUAACACCACUGUUUGGAAAAAGAAAUCGACAAGAAUGUCCUCGGAGGUAGAUGUACGUUCUCGUGACAAACUUGCAGACAUGGUAAAUCCUGGACUCUUCCUCAAUAGGAUAACACUGGGACGCGACGUGAAUCAGCAAUGGCCGCAAGUAUUGGCAGCCGUUACCAUUUCCUUAUACGCAUUCUUUAUUGGUGUGUCGUCCUGCUGGAUGUCUCCAUCAAUACCAAAACUGAUUCAAAGUGAUUCAUACAUCCCGAUGACGUUCGAAGAGACCGCUAAUUUUGGAAUUCUGAAAUCACUGAGUAUGAUAAUAUUCAGCUUCGUAGGAGCUUUCGUUGGAGAUGUCAUAGGUCGGAAGAAAACGUCAUACGUCGUUUCUAUGUCGCAACUGAUCUCAUGGUUAUUCAUCGUUUUCGGAAAGAACACCGCUAUGCUUUACACGUCGAGGAUUAUAUCAGGAAUAUCGGACUCGUUCAUGCUCUUUUCACUUCCCUAUUACGUUGCUGAAACGACCGAAAAACACAUUAGAGGUCGUCUGGGAAUUUUGUUGACAGUCUGCUUCUCCCUGGGAACGCUUACCAUCAACAUCAUUGGAUAUUAUCUCACUAUUCCAUCAACAGCCAUGAUUAUGGCCAUUGCUUGUUUGGUACACUUUUUAAUUUUUGCACUGAUGCCAGAAUCGCCUUACUGGUUGAUACAAAGGAACCGUCCAGACGAAGCGAGACAGCAGUUGCAACUUCUGAGAUGGAGAGACGAUGUCGACAAAGAAUUCGCCGAAAUUUCAGAAGCCGUGCAGAAGCAAUGUGUCGAAAAAGGCUCUUAUAAAGAUCUGUUUACCGUCAAAUACAACAGGAAGGCUCUAAUCAUUACCUUGGUAGUAAGGAUUGCUCAACAAUUAUCGGGAUUCUCAGCAAUGAACGGUUUCAUGCAGUUCAUCUUUGAUGAAUCCGGUGGAAACAUCCCACGACACGUUUCAGCGUCCAUAUGUGCAGUGGUAUCUGGAAUAGCAUCCCUAAAUGUUGCCUUCAUCAUAGACAGAUACGGCAGAAGGCCUUUAAUGUUACUAUCUGGUACUGGAUGCUCCAUCCUGUUGUUCUCUAUAGCUUUAAUCUUUCAUUUAAAGCUCUCUUACCAUAUUUUCAUAAUCGACUGGUUGCCUCUAAUGUUCAUGUUGUUGUACAUCACAGCGCAAUCCGUAGGCUUCGCCAUGAUACCUAACAUCACUUUGGGUGAAUUAUUUUCGGUCCAUAUGAAGUGCAAAGCUGGGCUAGUUGUCACGGUAACUCACGGGGCUGUAAGAAUGUCCACCACAAAAAUAUUCCAGGUUAUGGUAGACAAUUUCGGACUUUAUUCCCCGUUCUUGUUCUUUGCCAUUUGCACGACAAUUAUGACAGUGGUAGUUUAUUACACUUUUAUAGAAACGAAAAACAAAACCCUGGACGAGAUACAGACCAUGUUAAAAGGCAAGAGAUAAUAAUUAUGGAAAUGACCUGGACAAUUGAAUGCAUUAGAAAACGCUAUUCGAAGUAUAGUUACAUUUGAUAAAAAAUGGUGGAUCUAGAAGUAUACAUUUCGUGACGUUCCACGAACAUUCAAGUUAACUAUUUAAACUACAAGUACAUAUUAAGAAGACACAGAUAAAAUAAUUUCUUUUU